Messenger RNA from Stegastes partitus (bicolor damselfish), 2376 nucleotides. It is a transcript of the gene vsig10l, whose product is annotated as V-set and immunoglobulin domain containing 10 like. Gene Ontology annotation, molecular function: protein binding. NCBI's taxonomy places the organism in Eukaryota, Metazoa, Chordata, Actinopteri, Pomacentridae. The coding region runs from base 1 to 2073 and encodes 690 amino acids. The record is from RefSeq and is a predicted model, not a curated record. The transcript is spliced from 12 exons.
AUGACGUUGCUGGAGAAACCGGAGAGAUUCGUUUUUCUGGCCGUUUUCUUUAGCCUUUCCUCUAAAGGUGCCUACAGUCAGCUGGAGGUUGCUCCCGCCGGUCCAACUCUGGUGAAUGCACUCGCUGGCAGCAAUGUGACUCUGUCUGUGUCCUUCACCGGUGCCCCCGACCCAGCCCUCACCUGGUUUAUGGGAGAUAUUCCCGUUGUGACGUGGACUAUAGACUCCAGUGAUGAUCCAGACGUGGCUGAAAACCGCAAGAAUGUGCUCAAGAUUGAGCGAAAUGGAUCCCUCAGCUUUGUGAAUGUGCCACUUGGAUACACAAGUAGCUACACUGUUGAGAUGACAAAGUCUGGAGUUGGAAAAGCAUCGACGACUUUCACUCUGAACAUAUUUGAAAACUUCCAGAACCUGAUUCUGAGCACUCAGCCAGAUUUUGCGAAAGAGGGAGCGGAACGGUUCACCUUGCGCUACAGCAUGCUGCAAGGCGUGGUCGAGCAGCAGACGUGGUUCUUCAAUGGCAGAGAGAUAAAAACCGACUCGCACUACUUGGUGGAGCAGAGGAGCCUCGUGAUCCUCAACCCAAACCGAAGCGACUCGGGGCAGUACUCGGUGCACCUGACGAACCCCUUUAGCACUGCGACUGCUCUUAAGAAUGUCACUGUGAGAUAUGGACCAGAUGAGCCCACACUUGAGGUCCAGCCAGAUAAGCCCUCCUAUGUGGCGGGAGACUCCGUGAGCCUCUCCUGCCGGGCUGAGGGAUUCCCACAGCCGACUGUCCAGUGGGUCUUUGGUGGUCAGAUCCUCUCUGAUUCCCGCGAAGGAGUCCUAAAUUUAGCGAACGUACAGGCCAGUCAAGGAGGUGUUUAUACAUGCAGUCUGCUCAACGAGGACACGAACGAGAAGCGUCAGAAGAACCUGACUUUAACUAUUUAUGACAGACCGGUGGGCAACCCUGUGUGUUCUGUGACGUCUGUGGGUAUCACUCACCUGCAGUAUCGCUGUGAGUGGACGGGGGGAAGCCCGCAGGCCAACCUGUCAUUCCCAGACCUAAGCAUGAGUAUUGAGGCAGGACACAUCAGCCUGAACGUCAACGCCUCAGAUGACCUAAAUGGGAAAACUGUGGCGUGCAUGGCAAACCAUCCACUGGAACAGAAUGAGUGCAAUGUUACUGCAAGCAGUCCAGAAGAGUUCCGUCCAGUCAUAAGAGCAGUUGACUCUGAUGGCAAACUAAAGGUCACAAUCGAUUGUGUCAGUGAGGCCUCACCUCCGGCUGUGGUGUCGUGGUACCGAGGCGGUGAGGCUGUCGCCAGCGGGACAACGCAACAGAUCAGCAACGACACCACACAGCUCCAGAUUCUUGAUUACAGUGUCAACAGCACUCUCCUGCAAAACUACACCUGCACGUGUCGCAACCCACUCGGCAGCUUAAGGAAGGAAAUUCUGCUGCAAGGACCGUCGAUCUCAGAUUUCAAUGUGUCCACUAAUGGAACCGUCGUCACGUUGACCUGGGAGGUCCCGCGUGCGUCUGUUGUUACGGGGUUCGACAUCGAAAUGAAAGGGCCAAGCCAAAACCCUAACACCACUCACGCUAACUCAGACGGAUACCGCGUCAUCCUGCAGAAACCAGGCUCUGCUAGGACAGCGACAGUCUUUGACCUCGAUCCCGACUUGACCUACCGUUUUCGGGUCGUCCCCAAAGCUCGUCUCACAGUAGGACCGCCGUCUGAGGCCCGCAGGAUUGGUCCAGGUGAAGGGCUGAGCGGUCCUGCCAUUGCUGGCAUCGCAGCCGGAAUCCCCUGCAGCCUUCUCUUCCUGGUUCUGCUGGGCGUCCUCAUCUACUUCUGUGUCUACUGGUACAAGAACAGAAAUCAUCAGCCAAGAUAUCCAGCCUCCAGAUUCCCUGAAAAGGUGAAAACGAUCCAACCAGACAUAACUCCUCAUAACAUGCUGACAGGAGACAAGAAGGCUCCUCCUGACUACAACAGAUUACAGCUGACUCCCUCGGAGAGAUCCGUGGCUCUGCCCACAUUUGUCCCUCCACCGCCUCUAAGAGUCGCCACAACUGUCUAAUUGAUGUACAUUUUAAUUUGUAAAGCGCGAUUUAUUUUUUAUGUUUUUAAUUCACUGAAAGAUGUCCUCUGUAUUUUGUAUAUAUAUAUUUUUAUUAACUAAAAUAAGGAUCAGUGUAAACAUGAUGCUCAAAAAAUGUUAAACAAGUCAAUAGCCUGAAAUUUCUUGCAUGACAGUAAAUUACUCAAAACAUCAAUGAUUUUGGAAUGAAGAUGAAUGAACUCCUGUUGUUAGAUACUGUCACCCUCAAAUCCUUGGUAUCCAUUUUUUGUGAUGUUCAGUUUGCUUUUAUGCUGUGCUAGU